Messenger RNA from Symbiodinium necroappetens, 753 nucleotides. The record is from the annotation of a GenBank genome assembly. Lineage: Eukaryota; Dinophyceae; Suessiales; Symbiodiniaceae.
AUGAGUGGCACUGUGGAGUUGCCGCCGGAAGAAUCGACCCUUCUGCGAGCAUCACGAGGGCUUGGUGUUGCCUUUUGGGCUGUGGCGAUAGCCAACGGCCUGUACAUGAUAUUCACACUGCGAUCGCAGAGCUUCUGGCCGGGUCUCCACAACCUUUGUGCGGGCCUCCUGCUCGUUCUCGUGGCAUCUGCUUCGGGCGUGUGGGAGGUGAAGGCCAUGCGAUCACGGCUGGAUGAAAGCGAAGGUUGUCGCUGGCUUUCUAAGCUCGCCUUCCACCGCCUCCGAGCCUCAGUCCUGUCGGGCCUUUGUCGGUUUCGAUCUGCGGCCAUGGUUUCGACAAAGCGCGGGUCCUUUGGCGCCACCGUGGCCGUCGGCCUGGCCCUUGUGGCUGCCUGGAGCUGCCUCUGGAGACAUGAGGAGGACUUCGUGAGCGGUGUGUCGGUUCAGCCCCGCGAGUCCCUGAUGACUCGCUGCGCGGUAGACAAGGCGAUGAAGGAUCGAAUCGCAUCUGUGGCGAAGACCGCCAAGCUGACCGAUGCCAUGAGAGUGGUCGCUGCCGCCAAGGUCCGAAACGCCCAGAACGGCGUAGAGAAGCAGCGUCCGUUCACCGACGAGCUCCUGAGCAUGAUCAAAGGCUUAGUAAAGCGACUCAAAGGCAGCGGCUUUGAGGCAGAGCUUCCGAUGCUGCGAGUGCCAGAGAAGGUCAAGAAUGUCGGCAUCUUGAUGAUCACGGCCAACCGAGGACUCUGCGGG